CUUAAAAUACACUACCUGUACUUUCGUUAUAGAAUCGAAACCAACAUCAUUUUCAUAUUUGAAGGCUUUGCACAAUGUCUGAAUCAUGGCAACACUCUGAAUCGUUCGCCGUCACGAAUGCGCAUAUGCUUGAUGCCGAAGUGCUCUGUGACGUCACGAUCCUGGCAGGGGAGGACAAACAGGAAGUGAAGUGUCAUCGAUUCAUAUUGGCCAGCCGCUCCCCGGUCUUAUACACAAUGUUCUGUGGUUCACUUCCGGAAACCGGCGUCGUCGAGAUCCCGGAUGUGGAAGCAAGCGUCUUUAGGCAGGUCGUCAGGUUUUUAUACAAUGGAGAAAUACAGGUUAUGCCCGAAACCGUCAUGGCUCUAAUGUACGUUGCAAAGAAAUACGACAUCAAACUAUUGACAGACCUCUGCAAGUCAUUUCUCGAAAAGGAAAUAGCAGUCGACAAUGUUUGUACCAUCAUUGAUCAAGCUGUCAAAUUUGAUGAAAAGGAUUUGAUUCAGCAAUGUCUGACCUUUGUAUCAGAAAGAAGCGACCAAGUGUUUAAGUCAGAUAAAAUUAUGAGUAUUUCCCCAGAAGCUCUUAGAUUGGUACUGCAGCAAGAAAAAGAAGCACAGAGUCUACAACCAGAAGAAGUAUAUGGCACUUGUAAGAAAUGGGCCAAGAACUAUUUGACAAAAGCAGGUAAAGAGAAUAUGACUGGUGAGGACUUAAGACAACAUCUUGGAGGGAUGAUACUUCUUGUCGAUUUUGCUCGAAUGUCUUAUGAUGAUUAUACAGACAUGGUUGUUCAAGACGAUAUCUUGUCCAAAGAUGAAAAAAUCCAAUUUCUUACAGAAAUAAGACACAGGCGGUGCAAACGAACUGUUUUCAUAAACAGAUUUAACAAAGUUCAAAAGACCAAUUGGAACCAUGGCGGUAGACAAGAUGGUAUCAGUUUCAAAACUUCAAAAAAUGUAAUUCUAACUAGUGUAGCUCUAUAUCGUCCAUUUGGACCUGGUAGUUUGACUGGCACCAUGGAAAUUUUGGAGAACCAAAAAAUAGUGUUGUUCCAGAAUGUCACCGUUUCCUAUAAAGACAAAGAACAACACGAGGACAUCAGUUUGAUAGAAAGAAUCUCAAUUCGCGAAGGAGUAAUCUACUCAGUACGCCAAAGGCUAAAAGGGGGAUAUUCAUAUAGCGGUACCAGCAAUAAAAAAACAGUUACAGUUAAUCACGUUCAAGUAGAAUUCAUGAACCUAAAAGCUGGAAAAUCAGAUAAUGGCACAAGCUUAGAGCAAGGUCAAAUACAUGGUCUUACCUUUGAAGCAUAAAUCCAAUACCUAUAUUUUGUUUUAUUUCUGCCACGAAUGAAAAUACGAAAAGAAAUAUGCAUUUAAAAGCACAAAGAACAUGAACAAAAUACAUUUAGUCCAAACUAAGCAUGCAUUUGUACUAAUGUAAUAUUAUUCAUACUGUAACCAUUGAAAAACAAAAUAAAACGGAAAAGAAUCAAUAGCAAAGUGAGGAAAAUUUAAACAUGUCAAUCAAUGUGCCUUUGAGUACGCUGACAAUUGUUAUAGUUUAAGACGUUGCUGAAUAUGAUUGUCUUACUGAGUUGCAUAAUGUUAUUUAAAUUGACUUAUAAUUCAUGUGUGAAUGACAAGAAAUAAAUGCAAGAGUGGAAA
Molecule: messenger RNA, 1670 nt
Organism: Mya arenaria
Lineage: Eukaryota; Metazoa; Mollusca; Bivalvia; Myida; Myidae
Product: BTB/POZ domain-containing protein 1-like
Exons: 3
Coding region: 75-1316 (413 amino acids)
Biological process (GO): neurogenesis
Cellular component (GO): cytosol
Molecular function (GO): protein binding
Source: RefSeq, a predicted model, not a curated record